This is a messenger RNA of Pseudoliparis swirei, 682 nucleotides long. It is a transcript of the gene c7h22orf39, whose product is annotated as chromosome 7 C22orf39 homolog. The record is from RefSeq and is a predicted model, not a curated record. NCBI's taxonomy places the organism in Eukaryota, Metazoa, Chordata, Actinopteri, Perciformes, Liparidae. The transcript has 3 exons. Bases 65 to 394 code for a protein of 109 amino acids.
GCUUUUAUUUUUAAAUGAACUCGAACCGGAAGUCGUGUCGCUGUAUUUGCUAACGCAGCUAGCAAUGGACCGCACUGGGAGAGCAGCAUGGAGGCCUCCUCGAACGUGCGACGAUUCCUGGAGUGAAUUUAGACACUGCAAAAGCUUCAGGAACCGUUUUCACCACUACUACGCCUACGGCACCGCGCCGUCCUGCCAGCAGUGGAAAGAGGACUUCUACACCUGCAGAGAGUGGGAGAAAAACAAAGCCACCGAAUCAAAGGAGGCCUUACAGACGAGUGAGAGGAACAGAGUAGCAGAGCAGAAGAAGUUCACCCCAGUGUGGGAACUGAGGACAAGCCCUCCCAGAGACUGGAACCUGCCGCUGAACCAGGACGAGCCUCAGGACUCAUGAACACUAUUUAACCCCCGAUGUCUCUGUUCCAUGCCGGCCAAAGCGAGGAGACUUAAAUUAUUUUGUGACACUCGUCCCUUGUUGCCUGUAUUCAGGGAGCUGCUGCGUGAAAACAAGUUUAAACAGCGGUAGCAGCACCUAGUGGUCACUGAUGAGUAUGACAGCAUCUGUAUACAACUAGUACAUUACCAGAUGAUCUCUCCAAAGGCAGGUGUGUUUUUCUCAUCAUAAAUUAUUAAUUCUAAAGGCAAAUGUAAAAAAUAAAAUAGUAAAUGGGUUUAAAGAUGA